Molecule: messenger RNA, 258 nt
Organism: Funneliformis mosseae
Lineage: Eukaryota; Fungi; Glomeromycota; Glomeromycetes; Glomerales; Glomeraceae
Source: the annotation of a GenBank genome assembly
AUGUUUAUGGCUUGUGUUCCAGCUGUUAUUUCUACAAUUUCUACAUUUGUCGAAGUUGGAGGAUCAGCGUCCAGCAGUACAUCGUUAAGUGGUAAUAAUAGAGACUCAACGCUGUAUGGAUACCACAUUUACUUGGCCUUUAAUAACAAUGGAAGUGUUGAUUAUAACGCUACUUGUUUUUAUUAUCAACGUAUUGGACUAUUCCUAAUCAUGGAUUUAAAAUGUAAUAUCGAAACAACAGAUCUUUAUCUCUUAUAA